This is a messenger RNA of Synchiropus splendidus (mandarinfish), 3049 nucleotides long. Its product is annotated as potassium channel subfamily K member 10-like. The record is from RefSeq and is a predicted model, not a curated record. Lineage: Eukaryota; Metazoa; Chordata; Actinopteri; Syngnathiformes; Callionymidae. The transcript is spliced from 7 exons. The coding region runs from base 307 to 2031 and encodes 574 amino acids. Gene Ontology annotation, cellular component: membrane. Gene Ontology annotation, molecular function: potassium ion leak channel activity. Gene Ontology annotation, biological process: potassium ion transmembrane transport; stabilization of membrane potential.
GAGAGUGAGGAUGGGAUGCGGGGUGUUCCGCCACUGAAGAAGGUCUCACUGAAGUGACUCCGGUUGGCAGACGGACAACACCUUCAGUCAAGGCGGAGGGGAAAUAGAGACAGGAGCAGACAAUGCGGCUUUGCGAUGCGAUAAUUGCCUCAGUUUACUCCCAACCGGGGAUGAGAGAAUCUUCUCUCCACUGAACAUGAAUGAAAAUAUUUUUCUAUGAUCCGGCACAUUCCCCUCAUCGUUUCGACCACAAAACCUGCGUGUUCACAAUCCCCCGAUAUUUAGACUGAGAAAGAAAAUACAAAGAUGAAAUUUCCAAUCGAAAACCCGAGAAAACAAGUGAACUGGGACCCGGAACAAGUGGCCGUCCAGACCAACUUGGCGCCGCCCAAGAAGCCCCAGCCUGGCAUGGUGAAGUCCAGCCUGGUCCAGGCCAGUGUGCAAACCAUGCAGAACCCAAUGGGCUGCGACCUCAAACCCAACGGUCACUGCCCCCUGCCACGUCUGUCCAUCUCGUCCCGCUCGGCCAGCAUCGUGGCCAGCAUGGACGCCAGCUGCGACGGGUCGGCCACAGCGCUUCACUCCGUCAUGAAGUGGAAGACGGUGCUGGCCGUCUUCAUCGUGGUGGUCCUCUACUUGGUGUGCGGCGGCCUGGCGUUCCGAGCGUUGGAGCAGCCUUUCGAAAGCAACCAGAAGACCAGCAUCACCCUGGAGAAGGCGUCUUUUCUGGCCAGACAUAGCUGUGUGACUCCACAAGAGCUGGAGGCCAUCAUCAAGCAUGCCAUUGACGCAGUGAGUGCAGGUGUGAGUCCUAUUGGCGACACUUCGUACAACUCCAGUUACUGGGACUGGGGCAGUGCCUUCUUCUUCGCUGGAACAGUGAUCACCACUAUAGGUUACGGAAACAUAGCUCCGAGCACGGAGGGCGGAAAAAUCUUUUGCAUCCUUUAUGCCAUAUUUGGCAUCCCUCUCUUCGGCUUCUUGUUGGCGGGGAUCGGAGACCAGCUGGGAACCAUAUUUGUGAAGAGCAUAUUGAGAUUUGAGAAGAUAUACAGGCAAAAACACAAGCAGAUCAGCCAGACGAAGAUCCGAGUGACGUCCACCAUGCUCUUCAUCCUGGCCGGCUGCAUCGUGUUCGUCACCAUCCCCGCCGUCAUCUUCAAACACAUCGAGGGCUGGACGACGCUGGAGGCCAUUUACUUUGUGGUGAUCACACUCACGACGGUGGGCAUCGGCGACUACGUGGCAGGUGGGAACCGGAGGAUCGAGUACAUCAUCUGGUACAAACCUCUGGUGUGGUUCUGGAUCCUGGUGGGCCUGGCCUACUUUGCAGCCGUCCUCAGCAUGAUCGGUGACUGGCUCCGAGUCCUGUCAAAGAAGACCAAAGAGGAGGUCGGGGAGUUUAAAGCUCACGCAGCUGAGUGGAAGGCAAACGUCAGGGCAGAAUUUCGUGAAACCCGCAGACGACUGAGCGUUGAGAUCCACGACAAGCUCCAGCGGGCAGCGACCAUCCGUAGCAUGGAGCGGCGUCAGCUGGGCCUGGAGCAGCGAGCGCACUCUCUGGACAUGCUGUCUCCGGAGAAGAGGGCGGUGUUCGCCAGCCUGGACGCUGGCCGCUUCAAGACUUCCUCGCAGGAGAGCAUCGACACGAAGCUCAACAACUUAAGAAUGAAAGGUGCCUGUGAACCGUACGACCAUCAAGGCGGUAACCAGGACCCUCAGACCGCGUCAUCGUCGGAGGAAAACCUCUUCAACCUGCGACUGGGAUCUCUGACCAAGCUAGCCAAACGCAACAAAAACAUACGCGUGAACAUUCCUGAAGACAUUCGCCGGACAAGCGUCGGCAUAAGCAGCGGCAGUUCCAUGCUCGGAGCAGAGGGGGCGGAAGAGGGAGAGCAGUACGAGGAGGUCGACGAGACAAACAUGAAAAAGGCAAAUACCAGUCUGACCAACCUGUCGCAGUACGCCGUGGAGCGCAGCAAGCUUAACGGUUUUCUACCAGUGCUAGUCAAAGAUCAAGACGCCGACUGAGAACUACGAGACUAGAAAGUCAGGAUUCUGUGUCGGGGCGUUCGCUCUGAGAAAUGUGCCUUUUGGUUUCCUCAGUCGGUCCUGGACUCUUCCCAGGAAACUCAUUGUGCCAUAGCCAAGGGAGGAAAGCUGGCGCCAAAUACGAACAAACCGAAAGGCCACGAGAGAGUGAAGUUAAAAUACCUCAUUUUGGAUGUCAUGUACGACAGACUCUUUUUGAAGCGCCCCACCUCAUAUUUAUUGCCGGAGCAUAUCGGACCUCCAGACGGCGCGACCCCUGACCAUCCGUCCACGAGGACGGCAUCGAUCUCACCGAGGCUAUUUUUAGAUCAGGAGCUGACUUUAAUUUUUAAAGCAUGGCGACUGGGGGAGCGGAUCAAUAGCAAGCGCUAUCGUUUACCGAAUCUUGUCUUACAGUUACUCCUGCACAACAUGAGGAUAUACCGCCUGCCACACGCUUUCAGAUACAACACUUUGAUUGUGCAUGUUUUGAAAACAUGGACAGAAAUUAACUUGAAAGGUACGACUCCAAUAAACUGCACAUUUUGUAAACAAAUGGAGGGACUGUGGAGAGGUUUGGCCUGGAGAUUGUCAGCAUUUAUACAGCUCAUGAUACUCACCGAUGUCUUCACCUUUCAAACUGAUGAAUGUGAUUUUGCACCGAAAAGCAUGUGAGCGUUCCUUUUUACUUUUAUACCAAGCACUUAUACUUUGAUUUAACUGUACAUUAUGAACCAAUUUUGUCCGUGGUGAGUCUCAAGUUCACUUUAAAGACUGUAAAUAAAGAUGGAUGACAACUUUAUUUGGAGGAAAAGAUUAUUAUUUCCAAUCAAUGAAUGAACCAAAUGACCUAAUCUCUGAGAUGCGUUGGUGAACCCUCUAGUCGUCCAUCUUUAUGAAUUGUGCUCUCCAAAAUGCUUUGUUUCAUGCGACUGAACAUCACUUUCUUUUUUCAAUAUCCGUCCAGAACUGUUUAAAGACACACAUCAAGAACAAUUACCUUACAUUCCUAGUAACC